This is a messenger RNA of Bipolaris victoriae FI3, 1584 nucleotides long. RefSeq lists its product as hypothetical. Gene Ontology annotation, molecular function: transmembrane transporter activity. Lineage: Eukaryota; Fungi; Ascomycota; Dothideomycetes; Pleosporales; Pleosporaceae. Gene Ontology annotation, biological process: transmembrane transport. The coding region runs from base 1 to 1584 and encodes 527 amino acids. The record is from RefSeq and is a predicted model, not a curated record. The transcript has 5 exons.
AUGGCCGACACAACGAAAGAUGCGAAACCCUCAGAGGUGAAUGUAGAGAGAUUUGAAUGUCUCUCGACUGACGAGGAGAGCAAAGAUGGACUUUACCAGAGCCAGACAAUGGGCACGGUAGCCAUCACUGAUGACAAGGACAUCUAUCUCAUACCUGCACCAAUCUCUAGUAUUGGCCUUUCGAUGGUAUCUGGGUUCGGUGGCCUGUUAGGAUUUUACAUCCCAGAUUACUCUAAGCAUGGUGCUGACUACGCUGAUAUUACUGCUCUCAUGACGUACCCAUCAAUGUUCAUGGGUGUCGGCUGUCUUACAUGCACGCCGCUGGCUUUGUCAGUCGGCAGACGGCCUGUCUAUCUCGCAUCACUGGUGGUGCUAAUAUUGGGCGCCCUGUUGGCGGCGCAAGCAACCAACUACAAUUUUCAUUUGGGUGCAAGAAUGGUUCUUGGUCUUGCUGCUGGUCAAAGCGAAGCUCUAGUACCCUUGAUGAUUCAGGAAAUCCAUUUUAUCCAUGAACGCAGUACUUUCCUCAUGUGGCAAUCCUCGAUACAAACUGUCCUCUCAGCUGGCCUUACUAUUGCCGCAUCACCUCUAGCUGGGGCAAUUGGUCCUGCAAACUGGUAUAGGUUAGGCGCGGGACUUGCAGGCGCGACUCUACUCUUUUCGAUUUUCCUUGUUCCAGAAAGCCGAUAUCCUCGGACCCUCCAAGCAUACGGCCAAUCCACUGGCGAGAACGACGACGAAGCAGGAGAGAUGACGACACGACCGAUGCGGCUGUCAGAAAAACCUGCUUUCGAUCUUACAAAGUAUCAGCCGCGAACGCUCAAAUCGGAUAUGCGUUUAUUUGUUGGGAAGUUUGACUGGGCUGAAGGCUAUUACAGCUUUGUUCACACCUUCCAAAUUCUCCUUUUCCCUAAUGUUUUAUGGGCGUUCUGCCUCAACGGAUUAACUAUUGGUAUAAACAUCGCCAUUGGUACAACUUACGGCAAGAUUGUUACCAGUGCUCCCUACAACUGGGGUGAUGAUGCAGCAUCAUAUGUAAAUGCUGGACAAGUUGUAGUCGCAUUUGUUACGCUUCCUCUUCUUGGUUAUGGGUCCGAUAAGAUUAUCAAAUGGCGAGCUGCGCGCAAUGGCGGUCUCCAUGAGCCUGAGAACCGUCUCCUCGCACUCUGGAUCCCAAUCAUGUUUGGCGUCCUCUCUGCUACACUCUACGGCCAAGCUGGCGAACAUCCAGAGAAAUACCACUGGUUCGUCAUCGUCUUCGCCAAUUCGGGAUACUACUUUUGCUUUCUUGGUGCCAACAUCGCUGCUAUCACAUACCUACUCGACUCCUAUCCUGCCCGGGCCGGGCCUGUUCUUGUCGUCAUCACAGCUUUCCGUGGGUUUGUUUCCUUUGGUACAAGCUAUGGUGUGGCCAAAUUUAUUGACACUGCUGGAUAUGACGGAUCUUUUGGCACAUAUGCUGGGUUAACGGCGCUCUUUGGGUGCCUAGGUAUUCCUAUCUUCAUAUUCGGAAAGCAGAUCAGGGCUUAUACGGGUCGAUGGGCAAAGACGAAACGGGCUGGAAUUCCUUCCAUGUCUCGUUGA